AUGAUUAUCUAUAAGGAUAUUAUCACCGGUGACGAGAUCAUCUCGGACUCCUACGACCUGAAGUUGAUUGACAAUGUCGUCUACGAGUGCGACUGCCAAAUGAUUACCCUUGGCGCGGUCGACGUCAACACCGGUGCCAAUGCCUCUGCUGAGGAGGCCGAUGAGGGUGUUGAGGAUGGCGCGGUCCAAGUCAACAACGUUGUCAACUCCUUCCGUCUACAAUCGACACAGUUUGACAAGAAGUCGUAUCUUAGCCAUCUCAAGGGAUACAUGAAGAAGGUUAAGGAGUUGUUGAAGGAGAAGGGAGCCGACGAGUCGGUUGUCACAGAAUUCGAGAAGGGCGCCCAAGCCUAUGCCAAGAAGAUUAUUGGCAACUUCAAGGACUAUGACUUCUACAUUGGGGAGUCAAUGGACCCUGAUGGAAUGGUUGUGCUCAUGAACUACCGCGAGGACGGAACCACCCCCUUCGUCACUGUCUGGAAGCAUGGUCUCGUUGAGAUGAAGGUCUAG
Venustampulla echinocandica is the source of this 510-nucleotide messenger RNA. Its product is annotated as Mss4-like protein. Gene Ontology annotation, molecular function: calcium ion binding. The transcript has 5 exons. The record is from RefSeq and is a predicted model, not a curated record. The coding region runs from base 1 to 510 and encodes 169 amino acids. Gene Ontology annotation, cellular component: cytoplasm. NCBI's taxonomy places the organism in Eukaryota, Fungi, Ascomycota, Leotiomycetes, Helotiales, Pleuroascaceae.